Molecule: messenger RNA, 1860 nt
Organism: Xiphophorus hellerii (green swordtail)
Lineage: Eukaryota; Metazoa; Chordata; Actinopteri; Cyprinodontiformes; Poeciliidae
Exons: 1
Coding region: 39-956 (305 amino acids)
Source: RefSeq, a predicted model, not a curated record
UCCCAACACGGAUGCACUAGCUGCCAACUGAGCCCUGCAUGGCUGAAGAUGUUUCAAGGUUUCCUGCUUUCUUCAGUGAGCUGGUUUCCUCCUUGGUACCCUCUUUCUUUUUCCACCAGCAGUUUUACAGCAAAUCUGAGCUUCUGUCCUACUUGCUUCUGUGUAUUGCCAAAAUGCCGUUCAUUCCACAAGUUUCAAUCACACGCUCUGUGUCAGGGCUGACUGGAGAUGCAUCGUCUAGAAGCAGUAGAGCCACGACAAAAGUUGCAAGAGAAGGCAAAGGGAGUUCAGUCAAGGAGAGACUGGCUUUAAAUUUGAAACAACUGGGCAGAAAGAGUCAGCCAAAGACCACAGCCAGAAGAAUUUCUUCAGGGGAGCUGCAGACAAACAAAAGAGAUCGAUUGUUGCAGUCGUCUCAAACUGAUAGCCCUCUUACAUCAAGCUCAGGGAAGUCUCUUUCAAAGACGGAGAAGCUCAACCUUGUGAACCAAAGCUCGAAAAAGAGUGAAUCGGUGGUAAAGACCAGAUCUAGGAAUAACGAGGAGGUGCAUUUUACUCUAACACUCACACCUGAAGCUGUUCUGCUGCUGCAGCGGAGAAACAGCGAGAGAUACCAUCGUUCUGCUGCCAGAAAUGCUGCAGGUGGUUUCGGUGCUUUUGGAAGCACCACCGAUUCUAGAAGACGGAGGCAGCAGUCAGUACCUCAGAGGAACAGCAGAGCAGCCGGUAAGAACAAUCCUGAUGCUCCACUGGGAGAUAUAAGCUCAAUUGUAAAAAUCUCCCUCCUUAAUGAGAAACACAAGUAUGACGAUGUGGAGUAUGAGAUCGUGGAGGACUUGGGCGUUGAUGAGCGGGUGGUGCUGAAGUGCACCGAAUGGCUGCGUGGGUUGGAGAACACACCCGUAACGGUGGCAAAGAGCUUAAACAGGACUGUGAGCAGUUUGAAAAGUUUCUAAAGGGAAAUUUAAAUAGAGGUCUUCAAAUCUACAAAUCAUCUCUGUGUUGAUAAAUGUCUGUUAAAUGUUUUUUUUUUUAACUUUUUGCACAGACAGUACAGACCAAAAGUUUGGACACACUUUCUCAUUGAAUUCAAUGAGAAGGUGUGGUCUGUACAUUUGGUCUGUACUGUAUGUAACAUAUUUAAUUUACUGGAUGCAAAAUUUUAUGUCUGUUUGAAAUUAACAUCCUGUGGCAGAGGUCAGCAACCUGUACAAUCCAAGACAAUAUUUUUGCUUUCAAACAAUAGAACAGUAAAAACAUUUGUACAGCCUCAGUAGAUAUUAAAGUAUCAAAUUGUAAAAAUACAUGGCAACUAAACAUACUUACACAUAAUUACAUAAAUAAUUUUAAAAACUAUGUUUGACAGUAACAAGAAGGAAUUAAUUUACUUGAACCAUUGUUGUCUCUUCCUGUAAUAUAUCUCUAAUUAAAACAUUGAUCAUUUCUGGAUUUAUUUUGAUAAAGCUCUAAUGACCCUAAGAGAAGGCAAUGGUUGCUUACUUCUGUCCUAUUGGUUGCCUGGAAACUGGGCUGAAAUUAAGUUAUGACUUUAAAAUUGUAGCAGGUUCUUGGAAUAAAAGUUGUGGGUUAUUGAGGUAGGUUAUUGCGUUUAAUGCAGGUUUUGGACCUUAGCAGAAAUAUGGCAUUAUGACUAGAAAGGACUUUUCCAUGGAAACCAAAUAAUUUGCUGUAAAUACUUGAUAUCUUCUGUGUUUAUAUGAACCAGUUACCACUACAAGCCACAGUUCUCCGAGAAAAUAAUCAGACAAAAUGUAUGUACAGUGUAGUUUGUGAUUUAUCAGGUCAUUUUUCUAUUUGUUUAGUUAUUUUGUUGUAAAGUACUUUGUAAACAAAAUAAAA